Messenger RNA from Dovyalis caffra, 270 nucleotides. Lineage: Eukaryota; Viridiplantae; Streptophyta; Magnoliopsida; Malpighiales; Salicaceae. The record is from the annotation of a GenBank genome assembly.
AUGGCCCAACGAUCGGUGUCCCUUACUGAACCCGAAAGCAACUGUCGAGACUUGCUGAAACCUAGACAGAACGGACCCCGACUUGUUUGGUAUAUAUACAUGUUUUUGGGUCGAGCUCAACCCAGAGUCCGCAAAAAAGCUCGAGACCUGCCUUCAGGAUUCGGAAAGAUUUUGACUUGGACAGCAGUGCGAAGCUCGGUGCCAGCAAAACCAUACAGGCCACAAAUACAAGUAAACUUCCAUGAGAAGCGGAUUGGACAGUGUACGUAA